CUUGGAAGUUGAUUGUGAACCGCUCGCGGUGGAUACCGUGGUCGGCAUCCAGUCGAAUCUUUUAUUGACUGCCCUGCUGGAAAGCCGGGGAAUCGCAACCGACCAAUUCACCGUGGAUCAAUGAUCCACGGCCGACAUCAGGAGUCAAAGACAAGAGAUCCUCUCCCCUUCUGAACUCAACACCUACGUCCAUCUUCGAGGUUCUUCUGAGUCCUCUCACCCAAGGUCCUUUGUUAAGUACGAAAUAUUUGGUACUAUCUAUUUGUUUUCGGAACCAACCACAUUCAAUCACCAUGGCAGAUCACCAAAAAUUUGCUCCUAAAGGCACUGUCCUGCUGACCGGAGCCAAUGGCGGACUUGGAGUAGCGAUGGUCAAGAAGAUCGUUUCGCGACCAGACCUAGCUAAUCUUCAAGGGCUCUAUGUGGUUCGAAAUGCGGCAUCAGCCCCAUCACUGCGUUCCGCUGUCGCUGGUGCCGUGCGUCCUCAUCCUCACGACGUGAUAUCGCUGGAUCUCACCCGGCUGGAUGAUGUACGCAAGGUGGCGGCAGACAUCAACGCACGUGUGGCAUCUGGGCAGAUCCCUCCGAUCCGUGCGCUUAUCCUCAACGCCGCAUAUCUCGAGUUUGAGCAGCAGACAUGGACAGAAGAUGGAUUCGAUACCACUUUUGCGUCUGCUUAUCUCGGCCACUGGCUUUUGACAAUGCUUCUCUUACAGAGUCUGGACCACCAGGUCGGCCGAAUUGUUGUAAUAGCUAGCUCUGCACACGACUCGCAAGACAGGCGGAACGAUGCGGGUGGCCAGUAUCUGGGUGAGAAGUGGCAGACAGUAUUCCACGACAGCACUGAGCCCAUCGCAAGAGGCACAUGGAGUACUACCAAGGAAGAUCCUUCUUUCCGCGGCGGCUUCAGGCGUUACGGCGCAGCGAAGCUCUGCCAAGUCAUGAUGAUGGCUGAACUCCAACGUCGCGUCGAUCUUGACCACGUUCUGAGCAACAUAUCCGUGCUUGCAAUUGAUCCUGGUUCCACGCCUACUCAACUGAUACGACGGGGCAACUGGAUGAUUCGUGGACACUGGACCUUUAUUAUGCCAUGGCUCGUAAUUAUUCUUACGUGGCUGUGGCCCAAUGGGUCAAAUCGGACCACCAAAAAGUCUUCCGGUGAUCUCAUUGCAGCGGCGUUCGACUCUAAUCCCACACUGGGCGAGAGGCCCAAGGGUCUCUAUUUGGACGGCGAGGAGCCACGGCAGAUGGCUGCUGAGGCCCGUGAUCCCAGGAAGCGUGAGAUCCUUUGGCAUGACACCGUAAGGUAUACGGGCUUGAAGGGCGACGAGACGGUCCUCUCCAACUGGGCAUAGAAUAGCGGAAGUUAAACUUGAA
Molecule: messenger RNA, 1377 nt
Organism: Diaporthe batatas
Lineage: Eukaryota; Fungi; Ascomycota; Sordariomycetes; Diaporthales; Diaporthaceae
Exons: 3
Coding region: 294-1355 (353 amino acids)
Source: RefSeq, a predicted model, not a curated record